GCGUUGGCCGCGGCUCCGCUGAGGCGCCCGGCUAAGGAUAUGAACUUGGCAGAUGUGGCCAUUGCCUUCUCCCAAGAGGAGUGGAGGCUCCUUGUUGAGGCUCAGAGACUUCUGUACUGUGAAGUAAUGCUGCAAGUCUUUGCCCUUGUAGCAUCUAUGGAGGGAGCAGUAUGCCCGCGGAGGUCCCCGAGGCAGCCUCCGCGGAGGAACAGAAGGAAAUGGAAGAUAAAGUGACUAAUCCAGAGAAAGCCGAAGAAGCAAAAUUAAAAGCAAGGUAUCCUCAUCUGGGACAAAAGCCUGGAGGUUCAGAUUUCUUAAGGAAACGAUUACAGAAAGGGCAAAAAUAUUUUGAUUCUAGGGAUCACAACAUGGCUAAAGCAAAAAUGAAGAACAAGCAACUUCCUACUGCAGCUCCGGAUAAGACAGAGGUCACUGGUGAUCACAUUCCCACUCCACAGGACCUUCCUCAACGGAAGCCAUCCUUGUUGCUAGCAAGCUGGCUGGCUGAUUAAAAGAGCUGAACUGCAUGCAUCUUCUAAUUCCCAUUGUUUUUCCUUAAUAUGUUACUUCCCUGCUUAUUUCUUUUUAUUCACUAAGUCAUUUGAGAGUGACAGCUUUGCAGGUAGUGGUAGUGUGUGCUGCUAUUGUAAGGGAAGAUACAUGUGUAGAGGUUUUGAUUAGCUUAACAGUGCACUGAUGGAGAGAACAUGUUAGAGCAACAUGAAGUAAUCUACUUGAAAAUAAUUGUAUAUAUUACCUAACUCCUAGUGUAGGACUGGUCAUAACAAACUACCAAGCAAGUUUUACAAUUUUAAUGUUUUGGCUUUCUUUAAUUCAUCCUAAUUAGCUUUGUGUGUUACUCUUAUUUAAUUAACCUUUACUGUAUUGAUUUCUUCUGUAUCUUCCUUUUGGAUUUUAUAAAACAGAAGUUUAAGACCACAAGUUGGAAGAAAGGUCACAUAUUUCAAACACCAAUAGAUGGGGCUCCAAAAGAUUUGUAUUUCUGUGCUUGAACUUGAAUGGCCUUAAACCUGAUUCAGCUUUAACAAUAGAAGUUUACUUGGGCAAUAUUUGCCCAUUCUGGUGUAACUUAUGUGACCCUAGUGCUUAACAGCUGCCAUUGAAGCUAAUGUUCUCAUUCAGUUAUAUAGUUACAAUACCUUUUGUUGUUAAAGAUAUGAAUGAAGUAUGCAUGUGCAUCGACUGUUGAAUUCACUUUUGUGCCAUUUUUGUAAAUACAGUAGUUUUGCACAACCUCUCCCAAAUGUCUGUAUUAAUUUCACAUAUUAAAAAAUAGAUGAUGUGCCAACCAGAAGCACAAAAGUUCCUACACAAAACUCUGUAUGCCAUUAGAGCUUUUGUAAAGUGAGAGUAGUUUACAGUUGUGGGCUUAUAGAAUACCAAACUGAAAUCUUUCCUCAGUCUGCCGUAAACUUAAGCUUUUUCAUUUGUUACCAAUAUCCAUGACAUUCAGUGGCCUUGUGCAAAUACAAUAUGUUGCUUAGGCAUAUCUUUUGUCCUAUGCAGAACAUUUCAUUUUGACUUUUAUGAAAAAUUGCAAUUCAUGUAAUUUAUAUAAACUUUUUAAAUGUAGAAACUUUUUACUUCCACAAUUUUGGGGACACUAGAAUAAAAGGCUUCAAUACUCUG
Molecule: messenger RNA, 1650 nt
Organism: Phyllostomus hastatus (greater spear-nosed bat)
Lineage: Eukaryota; Metazoa; Chordata; Mammalia; Chiroptera; Phyllostomidae
Product: cAMP-regulated phosphoprotein 19-like
Exons: 3
Coding region: 171-512 (113 amino acids)
Cellular component (GO): cytoplasm
Molecular function (GO): protein phosphatase inhibitor activity
Source: RefSeq, a predicted model, not a curated record